AUGGCCAAGUCUUUCCGGAACCCCAGCCUGAUGGCCAGCUCAUUGAUCCGCGUCGCCCUGCCUCAGCGGCUAUCUUGGAACUGUACGAACCCAGACCCAACGACCCACCGAAAUUUCGAGCAACUGGUAUGGCAAACCUUGAAAAUUUUUGUCAGAGAAGCGUGUUGUAUGAUAGCCUACUAUCUGAUCCAAUGGAUGUCAAGGCUGGCAAGAGGCAGCAAAGAGCUAGGCUACACGCCCAUUCCGCGCGACUCAAUGGACGGACGCUUACAAGAGGAGGAGGAGCAGGAAUCCACCCUAGGUGACACUCUCACCCCCGACCAACCUGUCUCGGUAUCAGACUCCCUCAUCCAGCCUGCCCAUCUCAAAUCUCGAUUAGUCGGCCUCCAGAAACUGGUCUUCUGGCUGCCCGCCUUGUUCGAUAUUUGCGGAACAACUGUCAGUGCCCUCUACACGCCAUCUCACUUGUUGUUCAUCGCUAACUUGUUCCAUUCUCAGUCUUCCAAAUGA
Puccinia triticina is the source of this 510-nucleotide messenger RNA. RefSeq lists its product as uncharacterized. The record is from RefSeq and is a predicted model, not a curated record. Lineage: Eukaryota; Fungi; Basidiomycota; Pucciniomycetes; Pucciniales; Pucciniaceae. The transcript has 4 exons. Bases 1 to 510 code for a protein of 169 amino acids.